CCAGUAAGAGGCUUCUCCAACCCGGCCUGGCAGUUCCUUCCCCUUUCCUGCAGUCGUUGCCUCCUCCUCCCCUUCCUCCUCCUCCCCUUCCUCCUCCUCUGGCCGCUUAGUCUCACACCCGCCGGGCCGUUGCUCCCGAGACGUUGUUGAGUCCCCUGUGUCCUCUUCUGGGUGGAUGAACUGCAAUGUCUGGUGGAGAACAGAAACCAGAGAGGUACUAUGUGGGUGUGGACGUUGGAACAGGCAGUGUCCGUGCAGCUCUGGUGGACCAGAGUGGGGUGCUGUUGGCUUUUGCAGACCAGCCAAUUAAGAAGUGGGAGCCCCAGUUCAACCACCAUGAGCAGUCCUCUGAGGACAUCUGGGCUGCGUGCUGUGUUGUCACAAAGAAAGUUGUACAAGGGAUUGAUUUAAACCAAAUUCGAGGACUUGGGUUUGAUGCCACGUGUUCUCUGGUUGUUUUGGAUAAGCAGUUUCGCCCAUUACCGGUCAACCAGGAAGGGGAUUCCCAUCGAAACGUCAUCAUGUGGCUGGACCAUCGAGCAGUCAGUCAAGUCAAUAGGAUCAAUGAGACCAAGCACAGUGUCCUCCAGUACGUCGGCGGGGUGAUGUCUGUGGAAAUGCAGGCCCCGAAACUUCUGUGGCUGAAAGAGAACUUGAGAGAGACUUGCUGGGAUAAGGCGGGACAUUUCUUUGAUCUCCCAGACUUCUUAUCGUGGAAGGCAACAGGUGUCACAGCACGGUCUCUCUGCUCCCUGGUGUGUAAGUGGACAUAUUCAGCAGAGAAAGGUUGGGACGACAGUUUCUGGAAAAUGAUUGGUUUGGAAGACUUUGUUGCAGAUAAUUACAGCAAAAUAGGAAACCAAGUGCUACCUCCUGGAGCUUCUCUUGGAAAUGGGCUCACACCAGAGGCCGCAAGAGACCUUGGCCUUCUCCCUGGGAUUGCGGUCGCAGCUUCACUCAUUGAUGCCCAUGCAGGAGGACUAGGAGUGAUUGGGGCAGAUGUGAGAGGGCACGGCCUCAUCUGUGAAGGGCAGCCAGUGACGUCACGGCUGGCUGUCAUCUGUGGAACGUCUUCUUGUCACAUGGGGAUCAGCAAAGACCCGAUUUUUGUACCAGGCGUCUGGGGGCCUUAUUUCUCAGCCAUGGUACCUGGGUUCUGGCUGAAUGAAGGUGGUCAGAGCGUUACUGGAAAAUUGAUAGACCACAUGGUACAAGGCCAUGCUGCUUUUCCAGAACUACAAGUAAAGGCCACAGCCAGAUGCCAGAGUAUAUAUGCAUAUUUGAACAGUCACCUGGAUCUGAUUAAGAAGGCUCAGCCUGUGGGUUUCCUUACUGUUGAUUUACAUGUUUGGCCAGAUUUCCAUGGCAACCGGUCUCCCUUAGCAGAUCUGACACUAAAGGGCAUGGUCACCGGAUUGAAACUGUCUCAGGACCUCGAUGAUCUUGCCAUUCUCUACCUGGCCACAGUUCAAGCCAUUGCUUUGGGGACUCGCUUCAUUAUAGAAGCCAUGGAGGCAGCAGGGCACUCAAUCAGUACUCUUUUCCUAUGUGGAGGCCUCAGCAAGAAUCCCCUUUUUGUGCAAAUGCAUGCGGACAUUACUGGCAUGCCUGUGGUCCUGUCGCAAGAGGUGGAGUCCGUUCUUGUGGGUGCUGCUAUUCUGGGUGCCUGUGCCUCAGGGGAUUUCGCUUCUGUACAGGAAGCAAUGGCAAAAAUGAGCAAAGUUGGGAAAGUUGUGUUCCCGAGACUACAGGAUAAAAAAUACUAUGAUAAGAAAUACCAAGUAUUCCUGAAGCUGGUUGAACACCAGAAGGAGUAUUUGGCGAUCAUGAAUGAUGACUGAACAGGGCUUGCAGGUGCUGAUGCCAGAAGCUUCUGUGCCAUUGCAUUAAAGACUUCUGUCAUUUAAUCCAUGUUCAAGACCCUUGAGGUAUUGUUUCAUCAUUUCUGUAUUGUCUUUCAAUAAAGAAAACAAACAUGUGCAGCCAGAA
Nomascus leucogenys (northern white-cheeked gibbon) is the source of this 1989-nucleotide messenger RNA. RefSeq names its product FGGY carbohydrate kinase domain containing (gene FGGY). The record is from RefSeq and is a predicted model, not a curated record. Gene Ontology annotation, biological process: carbohydrate metabolic process. Gene Ontology annotation, molecular function: phosphotransferase activity, alcohol group as acceptor; kinase activity. NCBI's taxonomy places the organism in Eukaryota, Metazoa, Chordata, Mammalia, Primates, Hylobatidae.